Molecule: messenger RNA, 2782 nt
Organism: Oppia nitens
Lineage: Eukaryota; Metazoa; Arthropoda; Arachnida; Sarcoptiformes; Oppiidae
Product: sorting nexin-14-like
Exons: 1
Coding region: 5-2782 (925 amino acids)
Biological process (GO): autophagosome maturation
Cellular component (GO): late endosome
Molecular function (GO): phosphatidylinositol binding
Source: RefSeq, a predicted model, not a curated record
AACGAUGAAGAGAUCGAAAUUUGAGACAAUUUUGUUGACAAUAUUGUCGAUAAUAGUAGUGAUUGUUAUCUUAAACAUAGUUUUGAUGGGAUUUUGGACAUCAUUUGUCUUAAUAGUGAUGUUUUCAAUUGGUUUUCUAUCCAUUCAGUCAUUAGUCAAGAAGUCAUCUGAUUUGGCAAAUGUAUGGCUCAACAGUUGUGAUAAUAUCAGUGAAAAUAUUUGCAAGAAUUUGAUCGCAAAACUCUCGAAGACAUCACAUAUUUGUCUUAUUUGUGGUGAUAUCAGUUGCGAGAGACAUGACUCAAGACUUUCAGUAAAUGUAAAGCCAUUUAAAGGACUUAUGAUCGACAAGAAGAUCGAUGAGUCCAUCGAUGAGAUAUUAGAGCUGACACUCAACCGCUUUGUUAACCUUUAUUUAGAUGACAUCUCUAUCAAUGUUAAGCAAUUGAAUGUCCAGUUAAGACAUAUAUUGAGGACAUUGUUGGCCGCAAUUAUUCGCCGUUCACUUAAUGUCAAUAUUAGUGAUAUUUUAUUAGAAGAGUUGCCAAGAGUUUUGUGCCAUCAUUUAGAGACAUAUAUGGCCGGCAAAAGGUGUGCCAGAAAUGCUCAAUGUAUUGAAGAAUCAGUUCUUCGAGAAUACAGACAUAUGAUUCAUCCGGCAAUGAAUAGCAGAGAAGAGGAAAUAAAAUAUUUGCAGUCAAUUGUCGACAAAAUUCUGCCGCAUUUAUUGCCACCGAAGUAUAUGAACUGUAAAGUCGUCGACUGUUUCUUUAAAGAAGUAAUUGCUUGUUCCGUAUUGUUACCAAUGAUGGAUAUAUGUGGAGAUCCCGACAAAAUCAAUGAAUUAUUUAUUAUAUUAUUUGACAAAAACGAGUCGGCAGUCAAUUAUAACAGAAAUAAUUGUGAAAAUAUGGUCGAAAUAUUGGAUACAUUUGUCGGUGAAAACGAUGGCAAACUUGUGUCAAACAAUUUGGGCAUUGAUUUGAAACGUAUUCUUUCAGACCAACAGUUAUUGUUUUUGUUCCAACAGUUCUCUAAAGAGGAAGGAUUCAUAAAUUUGGUUCAAUUUAUACUUCAUAUCAAUUCUUUUAGUCAAAGAAUACUUAAUCCUGACUUAAAUGAAGAACAGCUAAAAAGUCUUCACAUUGAAGCCAUAAAUAUAUUUAAUUUAUAUUUUCUUCCAAAUAGUAUGGAUUAUAUUAAAUUUAGUGAUUAUAUCUAUAAUGGAUUUAAGUCUGUAAUCGAUGGAAAACCAGAAGAUGUUGAACGCUUGCGAACUACUGAACCCUUAUAUCACGCAUACGAUUAUAUCUAUAAUUUGUUAGAAACACAUUAUUGUCAACUAUUUCUUGAAAGUGAUCUUUAUUUUAAAUUAAUUUGUGGUCAACGAUGGACUAGCUUUGAAGGUCUAAGUCCUAAUAAAGUCAAGAAUAUAACCAAAACAUUGGAUUCACAUUCAGUUAGUAGUGACUCUAUUUCAUGGUAUAACCGUUUCGAUGGUAGUCAAGACUCUUUAGAUGAUGUAUUCAAUCAAAUAACACAAGAAUAUGAUAGUUCAUCACAAAUAAGAGCUGAAAUAAAUGGUUGGACAGAGUUCUCUAAUGCCGACAGAAUUAAAGACAUAAGUUCUUGGAGAGUAUCCGUUCCUAAAGUUAUUUCUCGAAUUGAUUCCACGAAUGGUCGGGAAUAUGAUGUCUUCUUAAUUAACAUUCAAAGACUUGAUUUAUGUGAAAAAGAGAUUGACAUGAGUUGGACUGUUGAGCGCAGAUAUAAUGAGUUUUAUGUACUCGAAUCAAAACUUAAGGAAUUUCACGGCGAGAAUCUGAGUGAGAUUUGUUUACCACCGAAGCGAUCGUUCAUCAAACUAAACAAACCAUUUAUGGAGUCUCGAAGACCUGAAAUGGAAAAAUUUAUUCAACAACUUAUGUCCAGUUCUCACCUUAAAGGCAGUGAACUCGUCUAUAAUUUUCUUAAAUCUGAAGAAGAAUUUACCACUGGAUUUCUUUCUGACAUCAGAUUUGGAAAAAUGAUUCGAACGGUUCCGGCAAAGUUUGCUAAAGAAAGGGGACAACAUUUAGAACCAUUUCUUCAAUCAUUUAUAGCAUCGACUGAACAAAUCAAACCAAAACCAUUACAGAAUGACAUCUCUGAGUUAUUGGAAUAUUCUCCUCAUGAGUUUGCAAUGACUAAUCUUCAUAGACCUCUUUACCAAUUCAUGGAUCAAUGGAAAGAAUCUGAGCAACAUUUUAAUUCAGAAAUUGAUCCCAAAAGAGUUCACUCUCAGUUGUUUUAUGUUUAUGAUUAUCUUUUAUUUUUAUUAAUGCGAUUUUAUAACAUUAAUGAAUUUAUUUUAAAAAUAUUGUUUACUUUGAGACCAGUUUUACGAAAAACAAUCCAAUCAUUUAGUGAAUGGUAUUUAAAGUGGAAACUAAAAAACUCAUUACUUAUACCACAACGUAUUGUUAAUUUGAUUUUCAUAUUAAGGAAUUCAUUAUAUUUUGAGAGUCAUUUACCACAGAGAACGAGCCAACAGAAGAAACAAAGAUCUCAAAUGACUUUAAAAUAUGCCAAAGAAUUUGUUCCAAAAUGGCUUAUUGUUAAUGUAUUGGGUAAAGACAAACACGAAGAAGUGGUUUAUUUGUUUUACUCUAUAUUUCAAUACCCGCUGCUUAACAAACAAUUAUUAUAUAUUAUUUUUGAUAUUAUUCUUAAACAUUUAUUUCCAGAAAUUUUAUUGUCAAAUAAUAUCAAUACUAGUCUCCAAUCUAAUAAUGCCAAUUGA